Messenger RNA from Phytophthora nicotianae INRA-310, 592 nucleotides. RefSeq lists its product as hypothetical. The transcript has a single exon. The coding region runs from base 119 to 505 and encodes 128 amino acids. The record is from RefSeq and is a predicted model, not a curated record. NCBI's taxonomy places the organism in Eukaryota, Oomycota, Peronosporomycetes, Peronosporales, Peronosporaceae.
CGAGCGCAAAUCGCACAUAGUAAAUCUAUCAAGUCCUGUAAAUUGUGAAUCGAUGCGCUGGUGAUCCGGCAGCUCACUCCUCAAUUUUCUCUCAAGAUCCUCAACCCAAGAUCGAACCAUGCGCUUCGCUUUCCUCCUUCUCGCUGUUACUACUGUCUUUCUCUCGAGUCCUGAUGUCGUCGGUGCUAAAGAAUCUAAGGUAUCUGAAGCAGGUCAUCAGCCAAACUCGAUCGAUGCAAGUGGCGCAAAGAGAUUUUUGCGAUCGAACAAGUGGAUUGACGACGACUCUACCGACUAUGCUGAAAAAGAAGAGAGAGGUGCCACUGCCACCAUGACGGAUGUUGUCCUAAAACUGGAUCACUGGCUGAAAAAGGGAAAAUCACCAGGUAUGGUCAGAAAAAUAAAGUUGCCCAAAGCUGGCUAUACUGGCACGAGGCUAGAUGAGCUGGCCGACCAAUAUGCGGAUGCGUACAGGGCAAAGUACUCCACUUUCAAAGGCCAGUAACUCCGCAAAAGUGAACGUUGGAGGGCUCCAGUUGAGUCUAAAAGAGGAUAACAGUAUUUUAUUUGAAAAAAUAAAAGAAUAAUUCCG